GCCAAUGUUUCCGACCACCGGCAAAGGGAACUUCCAGGAGUACGUCUUUGGCUUCAAUGGCCAGAAGCCCUUUGUCACCGGGGGGCAUAUUUUCUUCACCACUGCUGGCCCGAAAGCCAUCAGUCCGGCCGUGGCUCGUGAGGAGAACCCACAAGUAAUGGUGUCGCAACUGCGCGUAGGCGAUGUGUUGUACCAAUUGGACGACAAAAAUGGGAAAAGCGGAUACGCCAAGGUCCCCAUUGAGUCGUUUACUGUCGAGCGAGCACCGUGCGAUUUUGUUUACGGACUGCAUUUCGCCCAGGGCAGCCAUGGUGGAGCUCGAUAUCACGCCAAUGGAUAUCUUGUGGCAGCUAACUACCCGGAGAUCACGUUGAAGCGGUUCGAGGAUCGACUCAGAAGCUUGCCGGUCCGGGAGCAGAGGUCUAGUGUCGACGCGGUGAGCCCGAUUCAUUACUGCAAAGAGAAUAUCUAGCUAAUACCCU
Aspergillus pseudotamarii is the source of this 482-nucleotide messenger RNA. RefSeq lists its product as uncharacterized. The record is from RefSeq and is a predicted model, not a curated record. The transcript has a single exon. Lineage: Eukaryota; Fungi; Ascomycota; Eurotiomycetes; Eurotiales; Aspergillaceae. Bases 5 to 472 code for a protein of 155 amino acids.